Molecule: messenger RNA, 1327 nt
Organism: Pistacia vera
Lineage: Eukaryota; Viridiplantae; Streptophyta; Magnoliopsida; Sapindales; Anacardiaceae
Product: protein FAR-RED ELONGATED HYPOCOTYL 3-like
Exons: 5
Coding region: 76-933 (285 amino acids)
Source: RefSeq, a predicted model, not a curated record
CUCAAAUAUUUUUCCCAUUAACCAAACAGAAAAAAUCUCUCUGGGGGACUUCAUUGCUGGUUUCUGCGACAGCCCAUGGAUCCAGGAGUGGGUCAAGAUAUUCAGCUUGAGGAAGAUGAUAAUGGCAUUCAUGAUAAGGAGUUUAAUGAUACAUCUGGUAAAGUGACAAAGCUAGAUAAUGUGGAUUCCAAACAAACUUUUGACAUUCAGCUUGAGGAAAAUGGUAAUGAUGCUCAUGAUGAGGAGUUCAAUAAUUCAACUGAUAAUGAGCUUCAGCGAAGUAAUGAUAGCUCAGUGAGCGGAAGUUCAGCUGAAAUCGUCUCUCAGCAUGAAAAUUUUGAGAAAAUGACUCCAAGUUCUUCUGGAGUGCAGUUAGCUGCAGUUAAUGGUGACGAACCAUUCGUGGGUCAGGAAUUUGAAUCAGAAGCUGCUGCCCAUGCAUUCUAUAGUGCGUAUGGAAUGCGUUUGGGUUUCAUUACCCGCAUACACUAUAAUACUCGUUCUAAACGUGAUGGGUCUGUUAUUUCUCGAGCCAUUGUAUGUAAUAAAGAGGGUUACAGAAAACCUUCUAGGCAUGAAGUGAAGAAUAUAAGGGCACGGGCUCCCACUAGGGUCGGUUGCAAAGCAAUGCUUUCAGUAAGGAAAGUGCGCUCUGGAAACUGGGUUGUUACAAAGUUUGUGAAGGAACACACUCAUUUACUAGCCGGCGGCCAGGCUCAGAAGACACUGCUUUGUAAUCAAAUAGCAGUCGAAGACAUGAGAAUUCAUAAGCUAACUCAAGAGCUGUUGGUCGAGAAAAAGCGAUCUACAUCACUUAAAAGAUGCAUUGACCUUCUAUUCAAUCACAUUGAGGAGCACACUCAGGGCCUCUCUAAAAAGAUUCAGUACAUAGUAGACAGUGUAAAUAUGAUCGAAUCUGAAGGGAAAGCGUAACAGAUUGCCUGAUAGUCUCACCACUGAGCCAGCCCUUCAGCGAGGUGUUUGUAUAUUUGAUACAUUGGACGAAGCAAUAGUCUGAUGAUACCAGUUGCUGCAUCUUUAUGAUUCAGAUUAGAUAAUUGUUGGGUAUGGUAUGCUUCACUGAACUUCUGUGGCUACCAGUUAUGGUAUACCACAUCAGCGUUUCAAGUGGUAAUGCAGGUGUAGUACAGAGAAAACCGGAGGCAUAGGCUAAAUGUGUAAUAUAAUGAUAUCGGUAGUUGUGUAGGAGGUCAUGACUUCUCAUGAAUAGGUUACAUAUUUGUCUUCCCCUGGCAUGAAAUUCACAGAAUUGGUAAAUGUUAAAGCUAUUCAAAUCAAAAGGAAGCUAUUUUGAAUGAAAUUUAGG